Molecule: messenger RNA, 4439 nt
Organism: Neogale vison (American mink)
Lineage: Eukaryota; Metazoa; Chordata; Mammalia; Carnivora; Mustelidae
Gene: SARDH
Product: sarcosine dehydrogenase
Exons: 23
Coding region: 453-3197 (914 amino acids)
Cellular component (GO): mitochondrion
Molecular function (GO): protein binding; oxidoreductase activity
Source: RefSeq, a predicted model, not a curated record
CCCCCGCGGCGGGCGGGGUUGGGACAGCCCCGGCGCUGGCCGGGACUUCUCGCUGCCCCUGGCUGCAGUGACCAUCUGGCUGGGUGGGCACGAGCUCGGUCCCCGUGUGCGUGGCGGGGGCCCGGCGCCACUCCCGCCCUCCUGCACCCGGCGAAGGCUGGGCCCGCUCUUCUCUCCAUCAGCCUCCCCCACCCCGCAGCCCUUGAGGAGGAGGACUCUAGCUCGGACUUCACCGCCCAGGGCACCACUCUCGGGGGCUCCUGGAGCAUUAGAGAACUUCGAGAACAAAAGGUUGGACAGGACACACCGCCAGGGAGACAUCUCUCUGGCACCUUUGUUCCUUUGGAGGUGGGCUUCCUGUCACAGUCUUGUAAUUAUGAGACUUUUCUGCCUGGUGGGACUGCCUGAAGGAGGGGGCAUUCCAGCUCUCUGUGGUGCUGAGCCCGGUCCCCAUGGCCUCGCUGAGCAGAGCCCUGCGUGUGGCCACCACCUGCUCUCGCCGGGCCCUGGGGCCGCGUGCGCUGACCAGCCGAGCCGGCCCCACCACUGAGAAGAGCGUGCCGUACCUGCGGACCCUGAAAGAGGCCCAGGGCCCCACGGUGGUGGCCCAGGGCCCAAGCCGCCCCCUGCCCAGCGCAGCCAACGUGGUGGUCAUCGGUGGGGGCAGCCUGGGCUGCCAGACCCUGUACCACCUGGCCAAGCUGGGUGUGACCGGGGCGGUGCUGCUGGAGCGGGAGAGGCUGACCUCCGGGACCACCUGGCACACGGCAGGCCUGCUGUGGCAGCUGCGGCCCAGCGACGUGGAGGUGGAGCUUCUGGCCCACACGAGGCGCGUGGUGAGCCGUGACCUGGAGGAGGAGACGGGGCUGCACACGGGCUGGAUCCAGAACGGGGGCCUGUUCGUAGCGUCCAACCGGCAGCGUCUGGAUGAGUACAAGAGGCUCAUGUCGCUGGGCAAGGCCUAUGGCGUGGAGUCACACGUGCUGAGUCCGGCAGAGACCAAGGCGCUGUAUCCGCUGAUGAACGUGGACGACCUGUACGGGACCCUGUACGUGCCGCAGGACGGAACCAUGGACCCGGCGGGCACCUGCACCGCCCUCAGCAGGGCUGCUGCUGCUCGGGGGGCACAGGUGAUCGAGAACUGCCCGGUGAGUGGCAUCCGCGUGCGGACGGACGACUUCGGGGUACGCCGCGUGGCCGCUGUGGAGACGGAGCACGGCUCCAUCCAGACGCCCUGUGUGGUCAACUGCGCAGGCGUGUGGGCCGGUGCCGUGGGCCGCAUGGCUGGAGUCAAGGUCCCGCUGGUGGCCAUGCACCAUGCCUACGUCGUCACCGAGCGCAUCGAGGGCAUCCAGAACAUGCCCAAUGUCCGCGACCACGACGCCUCGGUCUACCUCCGCCUCCAAGGGGACGCGCUGUCUGUGGGCGGCUAUGAGACCAACCCCAUCUUCUGGGAGGAGGUGUCAGACAAGUUUGCCUUUGGCCUCUUCGACCUGGACUGGGACGUGUUCAGCCCGCACAUUGAAGGUGCUGUCAACCGCGUCCCUGUGCUGGAGAAGACGGGGGUCAAGUCCACGGUCUGCGGCCCUGAGUCCUUCACGCCAGACCACAAGCCCCUCAUGGGGGAGGCACCCGAACUCCGAGGAUUCUACCUGGGCUGUGGUUUCAACAGUGCCGGAAUGAUGCUGGGCGGCGGCUGUGGGCGGGAGCUGGCCCACUGGAUCGUCCAUGGGCGCCCGGAGAAGGACAUGUACAGCUACGACAUCAGGCGCUUCCAUCCGCAGCUCGCCGACCACCGCCGCUGGAUCCGGGAGCGCAGCCACGAGUCCUACGCCAAGAACUACUCCGUGGUCUUCCCCCAUGAUGAGCCCCUGGCGGGACGCAACAUGAGGACCGACCCCCUGCACGAGGAGCUACUCGCCCGAGGCUGUGUGUUCCAGGAGCGACAGGGCUGGGAGCGGCCAGGCUGGUUUACGCCCCAAGGCACAGCUCCGGUUCUGCAAUACGACUACUACGGGGCCUACGGAAACCAGGCGCACAGCGACUACGCCUACGGCCGCCUGCUUGGGGACGAGUACACGUUCGACUUCCCGCCGCACCACGAUGUGAUCAAGAAGGAGUGUCUGGCCUGCAGAGGGGCUGCUGCUGUGUUCAACAUGUCCUACUUCGGGAAGUUCUACCUGGUGGGCUUGGAUGCAAGGAAGGCCGCUGACUGGCUGUUCUCUGCUGAUGUCAACCGACCCCCGGGCUCCACGGUGUACACCUGCAUGCUGAACCACAGGGGCGGCACCGAGAGCGACCUGACCGUCAGCCGCCUGGCCCCCAGCUCCCAGGCCUCCGCCCUGGCCCCUGCCUUUGAAGGGGACGGCUACUACCUGGCAGUGGGCGGGGCCGUGGCACAGCACAACUGGGCUCACAUCCGCACGGUGCUGCAGGACCAGAAGCUCCGGUGCCAGCUCAUCGACGGCUCCGAGGACCUGGGUCUGAUCAGCAUUCAGGGCCCAGCCAGCCGGGCCAUUCUGCAGGAGGUGCUGGAUGCAGACCUGAGCAACGAGGCUUUUCCGUUUUCCACCCACAAGCUGGUGAGAGCCGCCGGGCACCUGGUGCGGGCCAUGAGGCUCUCCUUCGUCGGGGAGCUGGGCUGGGAGUUGCACGUGCCCAGGCCAGCCUGCGUGCCCGUGUACCAGGCUGUGAUGACCGCGGGCGCCAAGCACGGCCUCGUCAACGCCGGGUACCGGGCCAUCGACUCCCUGAGCAUCGAGAAAGGCUACCGGCACUGGCACGCAGACCUGCGCCCCGAUGACAGUCCCCUGGAGGCAGGCUUGGCCUUCACCUGCAAGCUCAAGUCGGCCGUGCCCUUCCUGGGGCGGGCGGCCCUGGAGAAGCAGCGGGCCGAGGGCCUCCGCCGACGCCUGCUGUGCCUGACUGUGGAUGAAAAGGUGCCCAUGUUCGGCCUGGAGGCCAUCUGGAGAAAUGGCCAAGUGGUGGGCCACAUCCGGAGGGCUGACUUUGGGUUCGCCAUUGACAAGACCAUCGCUUACGGCUACAUCCGGGACCCCAGCGGUGGGCCGGUCUCGCUGGACUUUGUGAAAAGUGGGGAGUACGCUGUGGAGCGGAUGGGGGAGACCUGCCCUGCCCGGGCUCACCUCAAGUCCCCCUUCGACCCCGACAACAAGAGGGUGAAGGGGAUCUACUGAUGUCUGCACGGGCGGAGCCUCUGCCGAGCGGGAGGCCCAGACCUGCUCCGUCCCUCACUGACCCUCCACGCGGGGCCCGACUCCCUGACCCAGGACCCGAACCCAAACCCGAACCCGCACAUGGGUCCUCCCUGCCCUUAGUCCAGGCCGGCCAAUCCCGCAAUCAGAUGCCAGCCGAGGGGACGGAAGACCCUGAGGGCCCGUCCUGUGGUCACUGACCAAGGGACGGUCCCUAGCCCACCCUUCCCCUCCCCCCAAAACAAACACGCACGGUCUCGGGCUCAGGCCGUGGGCCGUGUGGCCCCUACAAGGUCCCGGGAAGAUGCUGAGUUAGCACUCGGUAAGCCCGGUGAGGAAGCAGGGAGGCCGAGGUCCGCCCGGCAUCCCCAGCCUGCCUGCGGGGCAGCUCCAGGGGGUUUCAAGGUGCAUCUGGAAUUAGGGAGAGAGUGAGGACUGACUAGUACCGUCCGCUGUGGGCGCGGCGGGGGAGGCAGAGAGCAGGUGCUCGGUCCGUGCAGUUGGGCCUGUGGGCAGGAGGUGGGGGGAGGCGGGCAGGCGAGGGAGUCUGGAAAGCCAGCCCUUCCGGCCUUGACCUGCUCCUCACGUGGGAACGCUUUCUGGCCAUCGCCCUCUCAUGCCCGAGGCCAGCAGGAGCAGGGCGUGGGAGGGGUCUCCCCUCGGUGCCCCCCUCACCCGUGUGGAAGGCCGCCUCCCGCCUUGAGUGCCCCAAGUGCACGUCAUUCGUUAGGUCUGUAACGGAGGGGCGUGCGGACAGACGCGGCCUCGGUCCUCAUGAUCGCGAUGAGGUUCCUGUCCUUGACUUUCUUGUCCCGUGGUCCUGGGGGAGGUCCUCGUACAGGGUCUUGAGUGACUCCCCCGCUCCUUCUCUGGGCUUUCGGAACUCCCAAACAUCGACCGGCGUGACCCUCCUCCCUGCCUUCCGUCCCUGGGUCCUGGGUCCCUCCUGCUCUGCCUCGCCCCCCCCGUCUCCCGGAUCACACCCCCAGGGCUUCGGUGGCCACCAGGCAGCCCCAGCAAAGCGGCGCCGUGCGGCCCUGCCCAGGCAAGCCUGACCCUCUGGGGAGCAGAAGGCGACCGAUGCGUGGGGACGGGAGGACGGGAUUCCCGCGGACACACACCAGGAGAAGCCGGCUGACUGGGGUGUGGGCAGGCUCUGGCAGGCCCUCAGAGGCUCACACCCCUGGAACCCGUCAGGCUAAUAAAGAUGAAGUCGUGGGAAGA